Closterium sp. Naga37s-1 is the source of this 7652-nucleotide messenger RNA. Lineage: Eukaryota; Viridiplantae; Streptophyta; Zygnematophyceae; Desmidiales; Closteriaceae. The record is from the annotation of a GenBank genome assembly.
GGAGAUGGCGGGGGAGGGAGUCGCCACCUCCAUCGAGCUCACCAACUGCCGGCCACGACAUGGUGCCACUACGAAUUGCAGUGGAGGACAGCAAGAUCGACAUCGGCGACUUUUUCAAGGGCGAUUUACCCAAGAAAUUCCUCAUGCUCCUGGGUCUGCUCGCGCUAUCCCGCGUGGGAAUCUACAUUCCCCUGUGGGGCGUCGAUAUCUCCGCCUUCCAGGAGCAACUGGGGGAGGGCUCAUUCCUGGCCACCCUAGACACGCUCUCAGGGGGCGGGAUUGGACGGCUGGGAUUGUUUUCGCUGGGCAUCGUGCCGUAUAUCAACGCUCAGAUCGUGUUCCAGCUGCUGGGGACGCUGUACCCUAAGAUUGGGGAUCUGCAGAAGAAGGAGGGGGAGGCGGGGAGGAAGAAAGCGCAGCAGUACAUGAAGUAUAUGGCUGUGGCGUUCGGUGCCCUGCAGGAAGCAGAGCGGCGUUUCUUCUACCUCCCCGCCAACGUGGCACUCAUUGCCUUCUUCAACUACUUCUACACCUUCCUGCAACUCGACCCUGCUGAUGUCAGCGACCAGCUCAAGAGGCAGGGUGCGUCCGUACCCAACACGAGGCCCGGCAAAGCAACAGCCGCACUCAUCACCAAGGUCCUCACCCGCAUUUCGGUGCUCGGGUCGGCGUUUCUCGGCACGAUGGCAGCAGCGCCGGCUCUUGUGGAAGGAAUCACUCACCUCACGGCCUUCCGGGGGUUUGCUGGAACGUCCAUCCUCAUUUUAGUCGGAUGCGCUACCGAUACAGCCAGGAAGGUGCAGGCGGAGCUGGUUUCGCAGAAGUAUAGGACGAUUGAGCUGGAUGAUAUCAGUGCGGGUGGUGGAGGGAUUCCGCCUCCUAGGUGGAUUCUAGGGACGACAGGCUCCAGCGUAGCAGCGCCUACCCGCCGCCGCUCCACCCGCCGUGACGGCGCCCACCGCGCUCACCAGGUAGCGCCGCGCGCGCUGCUGGCCGCGCGGACAGCACCGGCGAGCAUGCUGCACGCGGAGCAGGUCAGCGCGCCGUUCCCCCCUUUUCCCAUGCCUUUCCGCCUUGCGCAUGCAUGUCCGCCUUUCCCCUGCCUUUCCGCCUUGCCCAUGCAUUUCCGCCUUCCCCAUGCCUUUCCGCCUUCCCCAUGCCUUUCCGCCUUGCGCAUGCCUUUCCGCCUUGCGCAUGCCUUUCCGCCUUGCGCAUGCCUUUCCGCCUUUCCCAUGCAUUCCCGCCUUGCGCAUGCCUUUCCCCCUCUGCUCAUGCCGUUCUCCCUGCCCAUGCCUUUCCCCCUCUGCUCAUGCCGUUCUCCCUGCCCAUGCCUUUCCCCCUCUGCUCAUGCGUUGCCCCCUUUGCCCAUGCUUUGCCCCGUUUGCUCGUGCCGUCCGUUCCGCCAUGUCAGGGAGAUGGCGGGGGAGGGAGUCGCCACCUCCAUCGAGCUCACCAACUGCCGGCCACGACAUGUGGAGGACAGCAAGAUCGACAUCGGCGACUUUUUCAAGGGCGAUUUACCCAAGAAAUUCCUCAUGCUCCUGGGUCUGCUCGCGCUAUCCCGCGUGGGAAUCUACAUUCCCCUGUGGGGCGUCGAUAUCUCCGCCUUCCAGGAGCAACUGGGGGAGGGCUCAUUCCUGGCCACCCUAGACACGCUCUCAGGGGGCGGGAUUGGACGGCUGGGAUUGUUUUCGCUGGGCAUCGUGCCGUAUAUCAACGCUCAGAUCGUGUUCCAGCUGCUGGGGACGCUGUACCCUAAGAUUGGGGAUCUGCAGAAGAAGGAGGGGGAGGCGGGGAGGAAGAAAGCGCAGCAGUACAUGAAGUAUAUGGCUGUGGCGUUCGGUGCCCUGCAGGAAGCAGAGCGGCGUUUCUUCUACCUCCCCGCCAACGUGGCACUCAUUGCCUUCUUCAACUACUUCUACACCUUCCUGCAACUCGACCCUGCUGAUGUCAGCGACCAGCUCAAGAGGCAGGGUGCGUCCGUACCCAACACGAGGCCCGGCAAAGCAACAGCCGCACUCAUCACCAAGGUCCUCACCCGCAUUUCGGUGCUCGGGUCGGCGUUUCUCGGCACGAUGGCAGCAGCGCCGGCUCUUGUGGAAGGAAUCACUCACCUCACGGCCUUCCGGGGGUUUGCUGGAACGUCCAUCCUCAUUUUAGUCGGAUGCGCUACCGAUACAGCCAGGAAGGUGCAGGCGGAGCUGGUUUCGCAGAAGUAUAGGACGAUUGAGCUGGAUGAUAUCAGUGCGGGUGGUGGAGGGAUUCCGCCUCCUAGGUGGAUUCUAGGGACGACAGGCUCCAGCGUAGCAGCGCCUACCCGCCGCCGCUCCACCCGCCGUGACGGCGCCCACCGCGCUCACCAGGUAGCGCCGCGCGCGCUGCUGGCCGCGCGGACAGCACCGGCGAGCAUGCUGCACGCGGAGCAGGUCAGCGCGCCGUUCCCCCCUUUUCCCAUGCCUUUCCGCCUUGCGCAUGCAUGUCCGCCUUUCCCCUGCCUUUCCGCCUUGCCCAUGCAUUUCCGCCUUCCCCAUGCCUUUCCGCCUUCCCCAUGCCUUUCCGCCUUGCGCAUGCCUUUCCGCCUUGCGCAUGCCUUUCCGCCUUGCGCAUGCCUUUCCGCCUUUCCCAUGCAUUCCCGCCUUGCGCAUGCCUUUCCCCCUCUGCUCAUGCCGUUCUCCCUGCCCAUGCCUUUCCCCCUCUGCUCAUGCCGUUCUCCCUGCCCAUGCCUUUCCCCCUCUGCUCAUGCGUUGCCCCCUUUGCCCAUGCUUUGCCCCGUUUGCUCGUGCCGUCCGUUCCGCCAUGUCAGGGAGAUGGCGGGGGAGGGAGUCGCCACCUCCAUCGAGCUCACCAACUGCCGGCCACGACAUGUGGAGGACAGCAAGAUCGACAUCGGCGACUUUUUCAAGGGCGAUUUACCCAAGAAAUUCCUCAUGCUCCUGGGUCUGCUCGCGCUAUCCCGCGUGGGAAUCUACAUUCCCCUGUGGGGCGUCGAUAUCUCCGCCUUCCAGGAGCAACUGGGGGAGGGCUCAUUCCUGGCCACCCUAGACACGCUCUCAGGGGGCGGGAUUGGACGGCUGGGAUUGUUUUCGCUGGGCAUCGUGCCGUAUAUCAACGCUCAGAUCGUGUUCCAGCUGCUGGGGACGCUGUACCCUAAGAUUGGGGAUCUGCAGAAGAAGGAGGGGGAGGCGGGGAGGAAGAAAGCGCAGCAGUACAUGAAGUAUAUGGCUGUGGCGUUCGGUGCCCUGCAGGCUAUCGGACAGGUGGCAUAUCUACAGCAGUACGCCUACGACCCGUCGGUCGCCUGGGCAGUCUCCGCCGUCUCGGGCCUCACUUUGGGAUCCGUGGCAGUCAUCCUGCUGGGAGACAAGAUCACUGAUCUCAAGCUCGGCAACGGCACCUCUCUGCUCAUCUUCACCAAUAUCGUUUCCUACCUGCCGGCGUCCAUUGGGAGGACGAUCACAGAGGCUUCUGAACAAGGGAAUGUGACCGGAGAGGCGCUGCUGCUCGCGUCCUUCCUGCUGCUCGUGUUCGGCAUCGUCUACGUGCAGGAGGCAGAGCGGCGUAUUCCAAUCAACUAUGCGUCUCGGUACAACAUCAAGACGCGGAAUGCGUACCUGCCAUUCAAGGUCAACUCAACGGGAGUCAUGCCAAUUAUCUUCUCUUCCUCGCUCCUCGCUGCUCCCUACUCCAUCGCUCGCUUUACCGGAAGUGCUGCUUUCCAGUCCGCUGCUACAGCUCUCUACCCUGGAGGUUUCUUCUACCUCCCCGCCAACGUGGCACUCAUUGCCUUCUUCAACUACUUCUACACCUUCCUGCAACUCGACCCUGCUGAUGUCAGCGACCAGCUCAAGAGGCAGGGUGCGUCCGUACCCAACACGAGGCCCGGCAAAGCAACAGCCGCACUCAUCACCAAGGUCCUCACCCGCAUUUCGGUGCUCGGGUCGGCGUUUCUCGGCACGAUGGCAGCAGCGCCGGCUCUUGUGGAAGGAAUCACUCACCUCACGGCCUUCCGGGGGUUUGCUGGAACGUCCAUCCUCAUUUUAGUCGGAUGCGCUACCGAUACAGCCAGGAAGGUGCAGGCGGAGCUGGUUUCGCAGAAGUAUAGGACGAUUGAGCUGGAUGAUAUCAGUGCGGGUGGUGGAGGGAUUCCGCCUCCUAGGUGGAUUCUAGGGACGACAGGCUCCAGCGUAGCAGCGCCUACCCGCCGCCGCUCCACCCGCCGUGACGGCGCCCACCGCGCUCACCAGGUAGCGCCGCGCGCGCUGCUGGCCGCGCGGACAGCACCGGCGAGCAUGCUGCACGCGGAGCAGGUCAGCGCGCCGUUCCCCCCUUUUCCCAUGCCUUUCCGCCUUGCGCAUGCAUGUCCGCCUUUCCCCUGCCUUUCCGCCUUGCCCAUGCAUUUCCGCCUUCCCCAUGCCUUUCCGCCUUCCCCAUGCCUUUCCGCCUUGCGCAUGCCUUUCCGCCUUGCGCAUGCCUUUCCGCCUUGCGCAUGCCUUUCCGCCUUUCCCAUGCAUUCCCGCCUUGCGCAUGCCUUUCCCCCUCUGCUCAUGCCGUUCUCCCUGCCCAUGCCUUUCCCCCUCUGCUCAUGCCGUUCUCCCUGCCCAUGCCUUUCCCCCUCUGCUCAUGCGUUGCCCCCUUUGCCCAUGCUUUGCCCCGUUUGCUCGUGCCGUCCGUUCCGCCAUGUCAGGGAGAUGGCGGGGGAGGGAGUCGCCACCUCCAUCGAGCUCACCAACUGCCGGCCACGACAUGUGGAGGACAGCAAGAUCGACAUCGGCGACUUUUUCAAGGGCGAUUUACCCAAGAAAUUCCUCAUGCUCCUGGGUCUGCUCGCGCUAUCCCGCGUGGGAAUCUACAUUCCCCUGUGGGGCGUCGAUAUCUCCGCCUUCCAGGAGCAACUGGGGGAGGGCUCAUUCCUGGCCACCCUAGACACGCUCUCAGGGGGCGGGAUUGGACGGCUGGGAUUGUUUUCGCUGGGCAUCGUGCCGUAUAUCAACGCUCAGAUCGUGUUCCAGCUGCUGGGGACGCUGUACCCUAAGAUUGGGGAUCUGCAGAAGAAGGAGGGGGAGGCGGGGAGGAAGAAAGCGCAGCAGUACAUGAAGUAUAUGGCUGUGGCGUUCGGUGCCCUGCAGGAAGCAGAGCGGCGUUUCUUCUACCUCCCCGCCAACGUGGCACUCAUUGCCUUCUUCAACUACUUCUACACCUUCCUGCAACUCGACCCUGCUGAUGUCAGCGACCAGCUCAAGAGGCAGGGUGCGUCCGUACCCAACACGAGGCCCGGCAAAGCAACAGCCGCACUCAUCACCAAGGUCCUCACCCGCAUUUCGGUGCUCGGGUCGGCGUUUCUCGGCACGAUGGCAGCAGCGCCGGCUCUUGUGGAAGGAAUCACUCACCUCACGGCCUUCCGGGGGUUUGCUGGAACGUCCAUCCUCAUUUUAGUCGGAUGCGCUACCGAUACAGCCAGGAAGGUGCAGGCGGAGCUGGUUUCGCAGAAGUAUAGGACGAUUGAGCUGGAUGAUAUCAGUGCGGGUGGUGGAGGGAUUCCGCCUCCUAGGUGGAUUCUAGGGACGACAGGCUCCAGCGUAGCAGCGCCUACCCGCCGCCGCUCCACCCGCCGUGACGGCGCCCACCGCGCUCACCAGGUAGCGCCGCGCGCGCUGCUGGCCGCGCGGACAGCACCGGCGAGCAUGCUGCACGCGGAGCAGGUCAGCGCGCCGUUCCCCCCUUUUCCCAUGCCUUUCCGCCUUGCGCAUGCAUGUCCGCCUUUCCCCUGCCUUUCCGCCUUGCCCAUGCAUUUCCGCCUUCCCCAUGCCUUUCCGCCUUCCCCAUGCCUUUCCGCCUUGCGCAUGCCUUUCCGCCUUGCGCAUGCCUUUCCGCCUUGCGCAUGCCUUUCCGCCUUUCCCAUGCAUUCCCGCCUUGCGCAUGCCUUUCCCCCUCUGCUCAUGCCGUUCUCCCUGCCCAUGCCUUUCCCCCUCUGCUCAUGCCGUUCUCCCUGCCCAUGCCUUUCCCCCUCUGCUCAUGCGUUGCCCCCUUUGCCCAUGCUUUGCCCCGUUUGCUCGUGCCGUCCGUUCCGCCAUGUCAGGGAGAUGGCGGGGGAGGGAGUCGCCACCUCCAUCGAGCUCACCAACUGCCGGCCACGACAUGUGGAGGACAGCAAGAUCGACAUCGGCGACUUUUUCAAGGGCGAUUUACCCAAGAAAUUCCUCAUGCUCCUGGGUCUGCUCGCGCUAUCCCGCGUGGGAAUCUACAUUCCCCUGUGGGGCGUCGAUAUCUCCGCCUUCCAGGAGCAACUGGGGGAGGGCUCAUUCCUGGCCACCCUAGACACGCUCUCAGGGGGCGGGAUUGGACGGCUGGGAUUGUUUUCGCUGGGCAUCGUGCCGUAUAUCAACGCUCAGAUCGUGUUCCAGCUGCUGGGGACGCUGUACCCUAAGAUUGGGGAUCUGCAGAAGAAGGAGGGGGAGGCGGGGAGGAAGAAAGCGCAGCAGUACAUGAAGUAUAUGGCUGUGGCGUUCGGUGCCCUGCAGGAAGCAGAGCGGCGUUUCUUCUACCUCCCCGCCAACGUGGCACUCAUUGCCUUCUUCAACUACUUCUACACCUUCCUGCAACUCGACCCUGCUGAUGUCAGCGACCAGCUCAAGAGGCAGGGUGCGUCCGUACCCAACACGAGGCCCGGCAAAGCAACAGCCGCACUCAUCACCAAGGUCCUCACCCGCAUUUCGGUGCUCGGGUCGGCGUUUCUCGGCACGAUGGCAGCAGCGCCGGCUCUUGUGGAAGGAAUCACUCACCUCACGGCCUUCCGGGGGUUUGCUGGAACGUCCAUCCUCAUUUUAGUCGGAUGCGCUACCGAUACAGCCAGGAAGGUGCAGGCGGAGCUGGUUUCGCAGAAGUAUAGGACGAUUGAGCUGGAUGAUAUCAGUGCGGGUGGUGGAGGGAUUCCGCCUCCUAGGUGGAUUCUAGGGACGACAGGCUCCAGCGUAGCAGCGCCUACCCGCCGCCGCUCCACCCGCCGUGACGGCGCCCACCGCGCUCACCAGGUAGCGCCGCGCGCGCUGCUGGCCGCGCGGACAGCACCGGCGAGCAUGCUGCACGCGGAGCAGGUCAGCGCGCCGUUCCCCCCCUUUUCCCAUGCCUUUCCGCCUUGCGCAUGCAUGUCCGCCUUUCCCCUGCCUUUCCGCCUUGCCCAUGCAUUUCCGCCUUCCCCAUGCCUUUCCGCCUUCCCCAUGCCUUUCCGCCUUGCGCAUGCCUUUCCGCCUUGCGCAUGGCCUUUGCCGCCUUGCGCAUGCCUUUCCGCCUUUCCCAUGCAUUCCCGCCUUGCGCAUGCCUUUCCCCCUCUGCUCAUGCCGUUCUCCCUGCCCAUGCCUUUCCCCCUCUGCUCAUGCCGUUCUCCCUGCCCAUGCCUUUCCCCCUCUGCUCAUGCGUUGCCCCCUUUGCCCAUGCUUUGCCCCGUUUGCUCGUGCCGUCCGUUCCGCCAUGUCAGGGAGAUGGCGGGGGAGGGAGUCGCCACCUCCAUCGAGCUCACCAACUGCCGCCACGACAUGUGCUUGCUGCUAUCAUCACCCCCCUGCCCUGCCCCUCAUAGCACCUCCCCUGACCCGCAUUUCCUCUUCUCCUCUCGUCCUCCUCUCUCUCCCGCCCUCCCCCCCGUGGACCUUGCACAG